Molecule: messenger RNA, 2124 nt
Organism: Cotesia congregata
Lineage: Eukaryota; Metazoa; Arthropoda; Insecta; Hymenoptera; Braconidae
Source: the annotation of a GenBank genome assembly
AUGCUGAGUGACUAUGAAUUAUUUACACAAUUGUGUCUCAAACGUGGAGUUUUUUCACCGUCAGAAAUUUUGGAUGCCAUGAAAAUAGCCAGUUCAACAGGUGAGUUACGUUUGCCAUGUCAGUCAAUAGUAAUACCAGUUUGCGAAAUAAUAAGUCGUGUGUUGAUAUCAAGCUCGACUAUAAAGUCAGUGGACCUGAGUGACUGUAUGCUCAUCACCAAAGGCCUGAGUAAGCUUCUGGAGUCACUUCGCGACGGUACAAAUAUUACAACGCUGAAUUUAAAAGGCAACAACAUCAGCGGGUUGAUAGCCAGCCAGCUCGGAGAAAUUUUCCAGCACAAUAAUACGCUGAAACGUCUUUACUUACAAUGGAACAACAUCGGUUCCGAGGUAGAAGCAUUUGACAAAUUUUGUCAAGGUCUCGCUAUGAAUUACAAUAUUGAAGAACUGGAUUUAAGGUAUAAUCAAAUAACGCCUCAUUGCGCUGACGCUUUAAUGAAUUUGCUGAAAAAAAAUAAAGCGCUGAAAGUUUUAAACCUCGAGUGGAAUACGCUGGGUCUCCAUGGUGGACAGUCCUUGCUGAAUGGUAUAAAAGAUAAUAACAGUAUUACUAAGUUAAACUUACGUGGUAAUUGCGUACCUGAUAGUAUUGUUGAUUUAAUUGAUAACGUAACUCUGAGGAAUCAGAGUAAAAAAUCUAUUACUUCUUCGAAUAUUACUUCUAAGUCUACAGAUAAAUUAACUGGAAAUUGUUUCAGCAAAAAUGAUAAUUGUAUAAUGGUUUUGUAUGAACGUGCUCAUAAAUUAAGUCUUCAAGAUACGGAAAAUAAAUUGAAUGAUUCAGAGUCAGCUGAUGAGUUUAAAUUAAAGGAAUUGGGCUCGAAUUUCAGGAAGAAACGUUUGAGACGUAAAAAAAAUUCAAAGUCGGAUAAAUUAUUAAACUCUAAUUCUGAUUCUGACUCUGAUAGUUCUUUUAAAAUUAAUUACAAUAGUGAUAAAGGAAGUAAGACUGAAUUUAACAAAAUAAUGGAGUUGAAUAAAAUUUUACAUGAUAGAAGUGAGACUAUUAAUGUCUUGACAAAGCAGAUAAAUACCAAGGAUGAAGAAAUAAAAUCCAGUAAUGAGUUAGUGGAGAAACUUAGGUAUGAAAUUGAUGAAUGGAAGAGAAAAUUCGAUGAAAUUGUUGAGGAAAAAAAGAGGGAAGUUCAAGAAUUGGAGGAAAAGCAUAAAAAAAUAGAAGAGGAUUUAAAGAAAAAUUGUAAGACAAUUGAGGAUAAAUAUAAUAUAUGUCUGUUGAAAAAUAAAGACUGGGAAGAAAAAGUCCGUUAUUAUGAGAAGAAUAUUCAUAAAAGCUCGUUGGAGGUAAUUGCGCUGAGAGAAAAGUGGAUGAGUAAGUCCAAAGAUUAUGAAGAUAUCAUUGAGAUUAAGAACACGGAGGUGCAUAAAAUAAGACGAGAGUUCAAGGAGAGAGACAAUAAGUACAAAAUUGAGGUGAAUAUUUUAAAAAGUACGCUUAAAGAAACCACAACCGCGUUGGAAGAUUGUCAGGAUCAAUUACAGAAAUCACGCAAUGAGUUGCGUGAAAUGGCAAGUAGCUUGGCGACUUUCAGAGCUAAGGUUGAUGAGCUGGAGGGCAUUGAUUGUAAGUAUGGUAAAGUGGUAGAAGUUUGCCAGAGGAUUAAAGAUGAGAAGUUUGGUGUUGAAGAAAAAUUAAAUGACGCUCAGAGAAUUAUUGCGGGUCUUAAGAAACGGGUGCAGAGUUUGGAGAGCGAGCUGGUUGAUCCCCAGAGGAAAUAUGAUUUGCUGAAAGGCCAGCUGGAUGAAGAAAGAGAUAAAUCGGCGAGGUUGAAACAGGAGCUAGAAGAUGAAAGAAUGAGGAUUAGGGAUCAAGAUUGCCAGCUGCAGAAAAUGAGCCAGCAGGUGACGGUCAUGUCCGGGCAGAUUAAUGAUAUUCAGAAAAAUUAUGCUGAGGAAUUGAGGGAAAGAGAUAAAGACAUAAAACAACUUAAGGAAAUUAUUGCGGGGAAAGAAAAGGAAUUUAAUGAUUUAAAGGCUGAAGAAGCGCAACGUGCUGGACAUUUACACGCGGCAUUUAACAAGUACCUGAGUUCAAUAGGACCUUGA